Oreochromis niloticus (Nile tilapia) is the source of this 11395-nucleotide messenger RNA. RefSeq names its product thyrotropin-releasing hormone-degrading ectoenzyme. Gene Ontology annotation, molecular function: metalloaminopeptidase activity; peptide binding; zinc ion binding. Gene Ontology annotation, biological process: peptide catabolic process; proteolysis. NCBI's taxonomy places the organism in Eukaryota, Metazoa, Chordata, Actinopteri, Cichliformes, Cichlidae. Gene Ontology annotation, cellular component: cytoplasm; membrane. The transcript is spliced from 20 exons. The coding region runs from base 3389 to 6433 and encodes 1014 amino acids. The record is from RefSeq and is a predicted model, not a curated record.
CCUACACUGCACACAACACCAACCAAGAACAUGUAGCUUUAUUGGAGCAACAAAGUUAUUUUAGCCCUGUGUGCUGGGAUUCUUCAGUACCACAUCUGGCCCAGCUGUUCAGCUGCAGAGUCUACAGCUUCACAUUGAAUCCCUCAGUGAGAGAUGGAAAAAGUGCGAUUUUUGUACAUGUGUACGUGUGUGUGUCUGUGUGUGUGUGCAUUGUCUCCUCUGAAGAAUGAGUCUGGAAAUUCUUUUCCACUGUGCUAUAAAGAGCUUAUGUAUGUGUACAUGUAGUUUCAGGCAUUAAAAGUGGAAUAACUGAAAUGCAGAAGUGCAGAUAAGAGCAAGUGAGUAAAGAGACUGUAAUGAAAAACCAAUCUCAGCAGACACAUUCGUUUAAGGAGAAAUCUGCACAGGAAAGGCCCCGGUGCCCACUGCUCAGUUACUUCACAGCCAGAUAAAUCUGCAUGAGUGUACAACCAAAGAGAGACACACAGAGAGCCUUUACUUUGCUUCAUCGUCAUUUUUCUUCUGUCUGGUUUCUCGUCGUCCAGAGCUAGCAGAGGAGAAAACAGCGGAAUAGAUUUGAACAGCGCUGGGGAGGUGUAGCUUUCACACGCUGAGACCCCCACCCACCUCCCUCCCUCCCUCUCGGUCUCUCUCUCUCUCUCCCUCGGUCAGCGCGUGCCUCUCGGUCUGAGCAGCAGCUCGUGCUCAAGUGGAAACGCACACCGCAAACGCACUCACUGCUGAACGGGCGGCACGAGACUCUUCCUCACCUCCAUCACCACGCGUCACUUUCUUCAGUGCAUGGAGGGAUGCUAAACAGGAAGGCUUCAUCACCGCCGCCACCACCAUCAUCAUCACCGUCAUCCUCAUCUGCGGGAGAGAGAGAGAGGAGCAGCGGUUCUCCGUGGGCUGAAAAAGUUGAGCAAGAUAGGGUUUAUUAAAGGAGCACCGGAGGGGCUUGUGCCCGGCGUUAACGCGGGAUAAUCCACCCGGCACGGUCCGAUCCUACUUUGGAGUGUGCAGGACCUGGUGCUGAGUGGGAUUUGUUAACGGUGCUUUCCAGGAUCGUUCCGUGCACCGUCCCCGGUGCUGACUCUGACCUCCGGAGUGUUUGUUUUUUUAUCCAUUUUUUUUCUUUUUCUUUACGAUCGGCCCGUUAUUGUUAUUACUGUUAUUAUUAACGGGUCCGGUGUUUAAUCCCAUCGGUGUGAGCUGGAUCUGGUCUCUGGCGGUUUAACGGGAUCCCCACAUGUGCCAGCGGAUCAAUAACAGCUUCCUGGCGUUUAUCUGUGAACUCCCGUCAUGUCCCUGAUGGAUUUCUUCCACAUCACACGCACUUAAUGGAUUUCUAACGGUAGUGUAACGAAUCCCGGGACCGUCCCGGGUGGACUUGAGGGUUAGUUUAUUGACCGACGGUAACCUCAGCCCCCUCCCCGGGGACAGAAACAGCCCGCAGGUAAAAGGCAGGUGUUCACAUCUGGGUUACCGAGGAAAACGGGACGUGUAGCAGAGAAUGCGCGUUCCUUCUCGGGACUGAAGUGAGUCUGACUAAUAGCGGAUCACCCCCGGAGAGGUUCCCUUCCACCCCGGGGACCGACUGCCGUUUAAAACGGACACGGAGAUCAUCGCUUCCUAGCGGGGGCGAGAGAAGAGAAGUUACCGGGGGACCAGAGGAGUUUUUUCUUCUUAUAAUAUUUACCGAUGAACCUGUAAUGUUUGGACAACUUCACGAUCAAUAUCUGAGUGAUUUCACUGAAGGAACUGACUGAUUGAUGGUGGAUUUUAAAAAGGGGGUUUUCAGCUCUUUCUCCGGAUUUCUGUCCCCACCGAGCGGCAUCCGUGUAACCAAUACAAUCCUGGGUUAUCAAUCAGUUUUAAUCCAGCUUCCAUCCGUCAGGCUCAUGAGCUGGAAAGCUGGGAUCGUUUAGACCUCGUGGAGUAGCCGAGUGAAUUAUCUCCUCCACGGUGAAAUAAACCCACAUGCUGGCCGUAAAUUAUCCACUUAACCCCCCUCAGGAGAGGAAAAAGAGAGAGAGAGAAAGCGAGCGCUAUAGACACAGACCGCAGCGAGAGAGUUAUUACCGUUAUUAAACUGCACCUUUAUCAGCAGCAAAGCUAAUUUUAAUUUGAAAUCCAUCUUAGAAAAGGGGUCAAACGGAGGCGCGUCCUCAAUUUUUAACAGCAACUUUAAGUUUGUGUGACACGGAAGUCACUACAAAACUGAACUUUCAAGACAAGAUUACAGAAGUAUUCUGGUUUGAGACAAAGCCCAACGAAAACUGUGUUUUACAAAUUAAUCUUGAGUGUGUAAUAAAAAAACAAAGACAAAAAACUGUAUUUCUUGACAAAGAUCCGAAUUCAAAACUGUAUUUUACUCAAAAUAAGAUCUGAAAGUAUGCUGGUGUGACUUUGAUUUGAUUAAUUCUUCAUUUGAUUUCAAACCUGAAAUGUAAUCAUAAUAAUCUCCAAGAGACUUAUAACACGUCUUAAUGUCUUGUAAGUUAUUAUAAUCUUCGACUGUAACAUUAUGAUAAUCCCAUAAUAGUCCGAAAGGGAUUUAUUUAUGGUUUAUUGCGGAUGUGUAAGAGCUUUAACUCAGAGCAAAUUAACUUUACUCGUACCUUGGGAAAACUACCUGCCGCUUUAACCCCCUUGUGUUCAUUCAGACUUUGGUUGAGGGUUUUUGACUUGGUAACGUGGCCAUUAUUAAAGUUCAAACUGAUGAUUUCCAUCAUCCAUAAGUGACUUUAAUUUACAAUCUGAGAAGAAAUCCAGAUAAGGUUGCUUUUACAGCAUAAGGCUUUGUUCCCAGUUUUAUACCUUGUGGUGGUUAAGUGUUUAGCUUACCCGGCUGAUUUCCAGUCUAUGGAUGAUACGCUCACUGUAUAGCCACAUCCUCAACGGCAUACCUCCUCCGCUCCGUCCCCCUCCUCCUUCUCCUUCUCAGCCUUCACUGCUCUUGAAAUCGAGCCAUGCAGCAUUGAUUUUUUUGUUUCUGUUCACCGCAAAACCAAAACGCACAUGACCAUCUCAUUUUUUCUGGUUUUUCAGUUUGGUUGGCUGAAAUGUAAGACGUGCCGCAGUGCUGAUUUUUAACAUCUAGGCAGAACUCAAGGACGUUCAUAACAGUCCAUCAGCAGCAAGGUCAGAGUUCAGUUUUUCAGAUAUAUAACUCCUGGAGUUUCAGCAGCACAGACUGAUAGGCUGACAGGCUGAAUCAAGACUGGAAUCUUUGGGACGAUCAAAACACAUUCAAUCACAUCAAGUUUACUGUAAACAAGCUGGAAUCUGACCUGUGCAUAAAUGAAUAGUUUUUUGAAUCAGAAUCUGUUUCUGCCACUGAACUUUGAGAUUAUUUCUUUGCUGUUCUAGUGAAAUUUCAAGCUAAAUGGGACUAAACGACAGCAGCCCGGGAGCCAUGCGGAACGGCCGUGGCCUCUCGGAUCAGUGGGCAGAAUCAGUGGUGGUCCGGCCUCGAACCACUGAGCGCCACAUAACGGUGCACAAGCGCCUGGUGCUGGGCUUUGCCCUCUCCAUACUCACCCUCAUUAUCGUAACAGCAGUAGCUGUGGUGCUCAGCGUCCAAUUUGAGGCCUGUGGUACACGAGAUCGUGAUGAAACAACUGGAGAGCCGAGUUCCCGAGGCCCCGGUGGGUCUGCAAAGUUGAAUGGAGGCAGAGGGGAAAGGAUGGGGGAGAAAGGGGAUGAAGAGGUGGUCCAGCCGUGGAGAAACUCACGAUUACCGGGCUCGGUGAGGCCUCGGCACUACGACCUGCGGCUUGCCGUCUACAUGGACAACUUCACCUUCUCUGGAGAAGUCAGCAUUGAACUGGAGUGCAUCAAUGCCACCCGUUUCAUUGUGCUGCACGCUGAUCGCUUAGAGGUGGACCGGGUGACAGUUACUGCUGAGGGCGGUGUUGGAGGUCGUCCUUCCAACAGGCCCGGGGGUGGAGUCAUGCGUAUCCACCGACACUUCCCCUUCCCAGCCAAUCAGAUGUACGUGGUGGCACUGCACCGCGAGAUGAAGCCGAUGAGGGUUUACCGGCUAAACGUGAGCUUUGAUGCUGCCAUCGAGGACGAGCUGCUGGGCUUCUUCAGGAGCUCAUACACAAUGCAGAGAGAGAGACGCUACUUGGCAGUAACUCAGUUCAGUCCUAUCCAUGCCCGGAAGGCCUUCCCCUGCUUUGAUGAGCCUGUCUACAAGGCCACAUUCUCCCUCACCCUCCGCCACGACCCACAGUACACCUCGCUGUCCAACAUGCCGGUGGAGAGCAGCUCGCUGUCGGAUGAGGACGGCUGGUUGACCAAUCACUUUGCCCGGACGCCCCGCAUGUCCACGUACUACUUGGCCUGGGCUGUUUGCAACUUCACCUACAGAGAGACGCAGACGGACAGCGGCGUGACGAUCCGUCUCUAUGCCCGGCCGGAUGCCAUUUUGAGCGGAGCAGGGGACUACGCCCUCCACAUUACCAAGAGGCUCCUCGGAUUUUAUCAGGACUACUUCAAAGUCCAGUACUCUCUGCCUAAACUAGACUUGUUGGCUGUGCCCAAACACCCCUACGCCGCCAUGGAGAACUGGGGCCUGAGCGUCUUCGUGGAGCAGAAGAUCCUGUUGGACGCAGACGUGUCGUCCUCAUCCUAUCAGAUGGAACUCACCAUGGUGGUAGUCCACGAGAUUUGUCACCAGUGGUUCGGUGAUCUGGUGACUCCAGUGUGGUGGGAGGAUGUUUGGCUAAAAGAAGGUUUUGCUCAUUUCUUCGAGUACGUCGGGACUGACUUUCUCUUCCCAAAGUGGAACAUGGAGAAGCAGCGCUUCUUGACUGAUGUCCUUCAUGAGGUGAUGCUGCUGGAUGGCCUAAGUUCCUCCCAUCCAAUCUCCCAGGAAGUGGAACAAGCGACAGACAUUGACCGCGUCUUUGACUGGAUUGCCUACAAAAAAGGGGCGGCACUGAUCCGGAUGCUUGCUAACGUGAUGGGGCAGCCGCUGUUCCAGAAAGGACUCAAUGAUUAUUUGCUGAGUCACAUGUACAGCAACGCUGCCAGAGACGACCUGUGGAGGAAACUGUCUCAGGCCAUGCGCUCAGAGGGCCGAGACAUUGAUAUCGGGGAGAUGAUGGACAGGUGGACUCUACAAAUGGGCUACCCUGUUGUCACCAUCAGCAAGAACCAAUCAGAGCAGCUCCCUACGUAUUACAUCACAGUCAGCCAGGAGCACUUCCUGUAUGGAGAGGAAGUCAGAAAAAACAACAGUUUACAGUGGCAGGUCCCUCUCACAGUCGCCGUGGGAAACACAUCCGCCGUUUGUUCAGAGUCUCUCAUCUGGAUCAACAACAAGACAGAAACCCACAGGAUUGGUCAGAUGGAUGACAGCACAUGGUUGGUAGGCAACAUCAAUCAGACGGGCUACUUCCGCGUGAACUAUGACCUCCAGAACUGGAAACUGCUGAUUCAGCAGCUGCACACCAACCCCCAGAUUAUCUCCGUUGGAAACAGGGCAGGACUUAUCGAUGAUGCUUUUAACCUGGCCAGGGCGGGGUACCUGCCACAGGGUGUUCCUUUGCAGCUGAUUGGCUAUCUGCCAGAGGAGACGUCCUUCCUUCCAUGGCACGCUGCCAGCCGAGCGCUCUACCAGCUGGACAAACUGCUGGACCGCACAGACGAAUACAGGCUGUUCAGUGACUAUGUGCUGAAGCAGGUUGCAUCGCGGUACCAUCAGAUGGGUUGGCCAACGAAUGGCCCCGGCACAGAGGGCAACGUCCUGCAAGCAUCCUACCAGACUGAGGAGUUGCAGAGAGAGCUUAUCAUGUUAGCGUGUAGCUUUGGAAACAAACAGUGCCACCGUCAAGCCGUUGCCUACAUCUCUGACUGGAUCUCCAGCAACAAAAACAGGAUUCCUCCUAACAUCCGAGACAUAGUUUACUGCACCGGAGUCAGCCUGAUGGACGAGGAUGUGUGGGAGUUCAUCUGGAUGAAGUUUCACUCUUCCAACGCCGUUUCAGAGAAGAAGAUCCUGCUGGAGGCUCUGACCUGCUCAGACAACACUUUCCUCCUCAACAGGCUGCUGAACCUGUCUCUGACCUCAGACCUGGUCCCAGAGCAGGAUGUGAUUGAUGUCAUCAUCCACGUGGGUCGAAACCCUCAGGGUCGGAACCUGGCUUGGAGGUACUUCAGAGAGAAGUGGGACAUCCUGAACGCGCGAUACGGUGAAGCUUUGUUCAUGAAUUCAAAACUCAUCAGUGGAGUCACAGAGUUCCUCAACACUGAGCGAGAACUCAAUGAGUUAAAGGAGUUCAUCCUGUCCAGUGGUGUGGGGGCGGGGCCUGCGUUGCCACGAGCGCUGGAAAUUGUCGAGGGCAAUGUGCGCUGGCACCGCCUCCACCGGCGGCAGUUCUACCAGUGGCUACGCAAACCUCCGAGUACCACCUUCGGCUAACACCAUGCCAGCCAGCUAAAGUGAAGUGACUGCAAACUGACUGCUAUGCUAACGCCAUGCUAGCUACCAGAUGCAGUCAGACAGAAGAAAAGACAGACUGAAAGAUCAAGAACACUGGGUUGACUGGUUUUGAUUUUUUUUAAAGAACCUUGAUUUCAAUCUUUUUAGCUCUACUGGAUUGCUUUCCUCCACUUGUGGCUGAUGUGGUUAAAUUGGUUUCUGUGCUAUGUUUAGACUGCUUUAAGGGUAGUCAUUGAGACAAGAACCAGCUGUCAGAUUAAAAACAGCCAACAACCACGUGAAAUGACUAAGAUUUUUAUAAACAACAAAAAAAAAACAAAGUUGUAUUUCAGCUAGGCUUCAUUAGACACAGCCCAUGGGGGACUACUUACUGUGGUAUUAGCAGUCACGGGUGGUUCUUUCUGAGGUUGACAACGCAUUUAGAUAUAAAUGGUUUAGUGAGUUUUCCCUUUAAAACAUCUAAUAUGACACUGAUGUUUGAUACUAGCUUUUCUUUUGAUCAAAAAAUGGGAACACAACCAGUAUUGAAUAGUCAAAAAGUUUAUUCUGUUCAUUUGGACAUAGCAUGUUCAGUGGGAGAAACAUUUUGUCGCUCAUCCAAGUGACUUCUUCAGUCUCAGCCACUCAAACCAGCGUUCCUCCCUGUCCAGGAUGUGUACAUCCUCAUCACUGAAAGAGUGUUUACUGGCCUGUAGGCAUAGAUAGACUACAGAGUCCGGGACUGACAAGUUAGCUCUUCUGUGUUGUGCCAUCCGCUUCGCCAGAGGUUCCCCCCCCCCCCCGAUGUAUAAAUCAUGGCAGUCCUCCUGGCACUUAACAUCAUACACUAUAUUACUCUGUUUGUGUCGGGGACCCGAUCCUUGGGUGGACCAUUUUUUGGUAGCGUUUGGUAGCUCAGCGAGUUUUGGGGUUUAAAAUCCACAGCGACUCGGUGUUUAGAAAAAAUGCGUCUUAACUGUUCCGAUACUCCUGACACAUAAGGGAUCACUACGGGGUUUUGCAGUUGUCCUUCUCUCCUAGAUCGCCUGGAACUUUCUUUAGGUGCCUUCCCAGCUUUGACAAUUGUCCAGCUGGGAUAACCGUAUUUUACUCAGGACCUUCUUGAUAUGAUGUUCUUCUGCUUCCCUGGCCGCUGUAUAUGAGGGAUGGUGAUCGCUAUGUGUUGUAGCAUCCUAAAUGACACCCAGUUUGUGCUCCAGUGGAUGAUGAGAGUCAAACCUUAAAUACUGAUCCACAUGGGUAGGUUUACGGUACACGUCAGCUUUUAAAUGUCCCCCAUUACUGAUGGAAAUCUCACAGUCUAAGAAUGCUAACCUGUCAUAUCCUCCCUGGUGAAUUUGAUGUGUUGGUCCACUGAGUUUAUGUGAUCAAUGAAUUGUGGUACGUCCUGAGAUUUGAUCUCACCCAGGUGUCAUCCACAUACCUGAACCAAUGACUUAGUGGUGUUCCAGCCUGAGACUGUAGAAGUCACUUGGAUGAAUGACGAAACGUUUCUCCCAUGGAAAACGCUACGUCCAGAAACAGAAUGAACUUUUUGGGAUACCUGGAUGAUUAAGCAUGCAUCAAGACAUUGGAUUGUAUGGUUUCAAUCACACAAUGCAAUGAAUUGAAUAGAAAGGAUUCAAAAUAGACCUUUCAACAUAUCCAGAACAAAGAAAAUUUUACUCUCACUUUGACAAAUCAUAGGUGUAAUUGUCUGCAUUUUGAUUGGCUGAUUAAAGAUGCAACUUGCAGUUUUCAGUCCUUCAAGGCUCUGAUUCUCACAACGUCCUUGCUAACCAAAGAUCCAGAACAGCUUAAUCAGUCUGGCCUGUGUUCAGCACAUUAAACCGGCUGACGGUAAAAGGCAGACACCCUGGCAGUUAGGGGCAUGUCGAUCAUUGAACAGAGCUGUAAUUAACACUACAUGGACUUGGUGUCUUCUGAUAACACUCAGAGCACUGAUUCACACUCAUUAACUCUCCACAGAAUUCAUACCGUUCGGCCUGAAAUUAAAGGGCAGCUUUUUUUUUCAUGAUCAAAGACUCAGCUUUUGAAAAUAUCAGUGGGUUCGGGGGGGGGGUGUUGGGGCCUCGUUUCAGAAAUGUCCCCUGAAUAUAAAAAGCUCACAGCACAAAAGCUCAAACAAAAUUUCCUCUAAACCAGAGAAAACACUUAAUGCUGAAGAAUAAUAAUGGUCGAGCAAAGGUCUGUUUUCUUUUCUAUAAGCAAAACUGGACAGCAUUUUGAAGGAGACUUUAAAAGCAGGCCUAAAACAGCCUUGGUACAUAAAGGGGGUGUUGGGUUUAAGCAAAAGCACAAAGGAGGCUGAAUAGGACAAGGUUUACAAUUUCCUAUAAAUUAGUUUUUCUAUUUAAAGUUGUUGACAGCAACUACAAAAACAGAAUUUACCAUGAAAGGUAUUUCCCAUUUGCCAAUAUGUAAGUCUGUAUUCUGUGCCCUCUGUAGGAUUAAAUAUGCUACCUGACAGAAAAUCAAAAGAAAAAGUAUUUAAAUGCAUUUGUUUUUCAUUUGUAAAGGCAAAGAAAGCAGGAAAAGAAAAACAAAUUCAAAUGUAAAAUGAAUACAGCUCUCAUUAGCCUGGUCUGAAAAAUAGGAAAUAUCCAGUUAACAGCAGUUCUUUCUGAGAACACUGUUGAUGUCAGAGGUCAGAGGAGAAUGACCAGACUGCUCUGAUAGGAAUCUGAUAGCAAGACAGCAGUAACCCAAAUAAUCACUCAUUACUAUCAAAGUAUGCAGUACAGCAUCUCUGAAUGCACAACUAAUUUGGCAUUCAUAGACUUAAAUGGAAAAAGACUCACAUUAGCAUGAUCCAGUUAACUUUCAGGGGGCUAAUUCUAAAAAUACUAAUUCAUAGCCCUAAGCUAUCAUAAUAUAUAAUUUAUAUUCUUUAAAAGAAUCUGUGUGUUUACUUGUUUGGAACAAGUAAAACACUUUUUUUUUUCCUUUUCUCCAACACAUUGGGUUAGAGAUAUUUUUUUUGGUACAUGUAAUCUUAAAUUAAAGACACCUGCAUCCACACACUUGGCAAGCUACCAGAAGGGGUCAGGUGUAAUUGUAAUAGUUUCCCCGAAUGCUUCCCACUUCAAAUCUGUCAGCCAGUAAACCUGCUAUUUAUUUUGUGACCUCCUAAAGUCUGACAAACUCCUCAGAGAGAUUAAUUGAAUGACAGAUGGAUGAGAAUGUUGGAAUCAUUCCUUGUGGAGAACUGAGAAGAGCCAGGGGACUGUAAAACUGACAGAGCAUCUCAGAAAGCUUUUUCUGGCUGACAGCAAUCUUGGAAAUUAAAUCAGUGACCAAAUAACAACUCAAAAAGAUUUCUGUGGUUUUACAAAGCACAAAACCAGAAAGUUGUUGGACAAAAGCACAUCAGCCUCAACUUCUGGACAAAACUGACAGUCACUAAUAAGAUAUUUUUUUGAGCCAGUCAAUGGUUAGAUAUCAGUAAACCUGUUUUUUGUAAACCUGAUGGACAAAUCAGUGAGUAGAGUCAAAAUGAAAGAUGGUCAAAUGAAACGUCCAACGAGACAGCUGAGAGCAUGUUGUUUAGAGAAAUGUGUUUAGUGUUGUUAUAUGCAGAUGAUGUGGCUUUUUAAACACAGUUGUACUCAUGUUGAUGUGACAGAUUGAAGGUCAUCAUCAGUGGACUUAUUUAAAGACAGGCAAGUGUAAUCCUACAAAGUUCACAAAGUGAUUUACUGAUGAAAUGCAAAGCCUGAUGAACCUGGCAUUUCAAGAUAUUUGUUUGCAAAGAUAAGUUCUGUGUUGAGGAGCAUGCACUUUGGCAGAGUUGAUGCCAUAUGGGACAGCUUUACUUUUGCAGGGUGAUGGAUUACAAAGUACAACAGACAGUGUACAACAGCACUGACCAUACACGCGGUCAGUCGUGCACGAGUGUCGUAGGUCUGACUGCUUUGUGGAGCCUGUACAGAUUCUGCUGCGCUACAAAAUACAAAGCAGAAUGGAGGUGUUGGCUGCGUGACGGAAAUGUGACAGAUUCUGCAGAUCAAAGGAUUUCUGAUCAUUGUGGAUUGUACAGUAUAAUGGGCUCUGCACUGCUGUGGACUGUGUGGCUAAGAGUCUUGCAGCAUGACGGAUUUAAAAGCACAAUGGACUUUCAAGGGAGUAGAUUUCUGAUUUUGCCCUGCUGAGUUUUAAAUGUAAAUGAUUCUGUGGACUCGAGAGUCUUAGGAACAUGAGCUGGACACAAAAAUGCCUGAAGAGAACACCUGUGAAACCUUUGGAAAUGUGACUUUUAAGAAGUUUAAAAAAAAAGGACUUUUAAUGUUUGUUGCAUUGAACUUUCGUCCAGUGGAGCAGACUUUGAAGUUGUUCCUCUUCUCUUCGAUCCAGCUUUGAUGUUAAUAAUUGAGCCAUAUACAAAUUAAUGGACCUGCCUGCUUCUAUAAAAUGUGUGUCCAGUGACGUAUGUUGAUGUGCGUGUGUGAACAUGAAGAAAACAGCAGUUUUGAUGAUGAGAGCCACAUUACCAGUCAUGAUUAAAUGAUUAUAAUUAUGAUGGUGGAACUAAUGAUGAUGGGUGACUCAGUGAUGACAAAUGUUGAUGAUGUGAAAAAGCUAAUUAGUAUUAUUCUAAUUAUUAUACUAAUUAUUCAGUGCAUUUUCAACCUUUUAUUGUCCAUUCAGGGAAGUUUGGUCUACAGACACAAAGCACACAAUAAAUCUGCCCUGUGUAUAAUAAACACUGUAAAUUAUUCAACUGUGAUGACUUUGAAAUUAAAAUGUGGACUACAAAGAUGUUGAUGCUGAAAAUCAUAAUAAUGGUGGUGGUGGUAAUGAUGAAGAUGAUGAUGAUGUUUAUGGCUUAGGACCAAAAUCUGAAAGACACAGGAAGUCCUACACAAGCCUUUAAUCCUACUUCCUGUUUACUUUUCUUUGGUUGUGUUUUCUGAUUGGACAAUAUUAAAACAAAAAUGGUUA